AAUCACCGAGGGAAAGAGAAAAUAAAAUCAACGAGGGGCAUAAGAAUCUGUUGCAUGUUUAAUGCAGGAUUUUUGUUUUGUGUAUUUGUUUUUUUUUUUAAAAUCUAAAAUCACUAAAUAUUUUCUCUGUAAGUAAUUUACCUUCCGGAUAUGCCCUUAUCUUCUCCAUCUCUUGUUGAAUUGGGACUUUUCUAGAUUAUAUAACCUCUGAUUUGUGAUUCUUCUAGGUGAAAUUCCUUUGAUUUUGCAGUCAAGACUUCUCGGUGGUGUGGAUCUUGUUUCUCAUUUGUGGAUCUAAUCGUUUUCUGGUAAUAAUUGCUUCCUUGAACCAAUUGGGGAUCAAGUAGUUGGUUUGUUUAAAAGCUGGGGGAAGUUGAUGGUGUUUUGAGCUCCUUUUAUUUCACUGGGAAUUCCAGACUCUUGGAUCAAGAACAUAGCAACUUUCUUUUCUCCUGAAUAUACCUGGGAUAGUGUGUUAGUUUCUUUGGAGCUGGGCUGUUGCAAGAUACCAGGGGAGUUUUGGACGCAAUGCUGCACUUGUCACUUCAGAUCUGCAUUUAGUCACAUUGUGAGGUUGAUGAGCCUGAGACAGACAACUUUGAUGCUGGAUUGAUUCCUUUCGGCAUGGAGUGAACGAUUCAGAGAAAAUAUUUUAUGCUGUCUUUGUUUCAUGGUUCUAAUGGGGACAGAGCUAAUGAGAGCUUGCAUUAAAGAUGAGAAUGAUGAAUUUCCAUCAGUUCCACCUGGCUUUGAGUCAAUUACAUCGUUCACCUUGAAGAGGUUACAAGAUAGUGAGAAACAAGAUAUGGAAAACGCGGAUGCUUGUUUGGCCUCCGCAAAUGCUUCUCAAUCAAUGCCCAUUAAGAUGGAAGCAGAGGUUGGUGUCAGUGAUGCUACAAAGCCUAAAAGGUGUCUCCGGCUUAGACCUUCGAUAAACUAUGGGCGGUAUGAUAACAGUUCAGGAGAUGAAUCUGAUGCUGAGCAGCUUGAUCAAAAUUUCUCUUCAAAGCCUUGUCUUCCAAAAGGGGUCAUCCGAGGAUGUCCAGAGUGUAGUAAUUGCCAAAAGGUUACUGCAAGAUGGCGCCCAGAAGAUGCUUCUCAACCAGACCUUGAGGGUGCUCCCAUUUUCCACCCAACCGAAGAGGAGUUUGAAGAUACUUUGAAUUAUAUAGCAAGUAUACGCCCAAUAGCUGAACCAUAUGGAGUCUGUCGCAUUGUUCCUCCCUCGUCCUGGAAACCUCCCUGUCCUCUUCAGGAGAACAAUAUGUGGGAGACUGCUAAAUUUGCUACACGAGUCCAGAGGAUCGACAAACUUCAGAAUCGAGAUUCAAUGAGGAAGAGGUUAAAAGUUCAUAAUGGUAUGAAGAGAAAAAGGAGAAGAUGUGUGCGCAUGGGUGCAGAUUGUGUGACUAGUAGUGGAGGACUUGCUGAUGCUGGAUUUUAUGAGGCUGAAACGUUUGGGUUUGAACCUGGUCCAGAGUUUACUCUGGAAACUUUUAAGAAAUAUGCAGAUGACUUCAAGGCCCAAUACUUUAGUAAGACUGAACAUGCCAGUAAUAUUGGUUGUAAUCUGGAUAUGCUUAAAGAACAGUGGGAACCAUCCAUUGACAAUAUUGAAGGUGAAUAUUGGCGGAUGGUACAGAAACCUUCUGAAGAAAUUGAGGUACUGUAUGGGGCUGAUCUCGAAACUGGGGUUUUUGGCAGCGGUUUUCCCAAGAUGUCCAGUCAAGUUAAAUCUGCUUCAGACGAAAAGUAUAUAAAAUCAGGCUGGAACCUGAAUAACUUUCCAAGGCUUCCUGGAUCUGUCCUCUCUUAUGAGGGCAGUGAUAUAUCUGGUGUUCUGGUGCCAUGGUUGUAUAUAGGGAUGUGCUUUUCCUCCUUUUGUUGGCAUGUCGAAGAUCACCACUUGUACUCAUUGAAUUACUUGCACUGGGGUGCUCCUAAAAUAUGGUAUGGUGUUCCCGGUACGAAUGCCUGUAAAUUAGAGGAGGCUAUGAGAAAGAAUUUGCCUGACCUUUUUGAAGAACAGCCUGACUUACUUCAUAAGCUGGUCACACAGCUUUCCCCCGCGAUACUGAAAUCUGAAGGGGUACCUGUAUAUAGGUGUAUUCAGAAUCCUGGGGAGUUUGUUUUGACCUUCCCUCGAGCAUAUCAUUCGGGGUUCAACUGUGGCUUCAAUUGUGCUGAGGCAGUUAAUGUAGCUCCAGUUGAUUGGCUGCCCCAUGGGCAGAUUGCUGUAGAGCUAUACCGUGAGCAGGGACGAAAGACUUCCAUUUCCCAUGACAAACUUUUACUUGGGGCAGCAAGGGAAGCAGUUAGAGCACAUUGGGAACUAAAUUUACUGAAGAAAAAUACUUCGGAUAACUUGAGAUGGAAAGGUGUCUGUGGAAAGGAUGGGAUCUUAUCUAAAACACUCAAGACACGAAUUGAGAUGGAAUGUCUGCGAAGGGAAUUUCUCAGCAGUUCUUCACAGACAAUAAAGAUGGAGAACAAUUUUGAUGCCACUUCUGAGAGGGAAUGUAGUGUUUGCCUUUUUGAUUUGCACAUGUCUGCAGCAGGUUGUCGUUGUUCCCCAGAUAAAUAUGCAUGCUUGGAUCAUGCAAAGCAGUUCUGUACAUGUCCUUGGGAUUCCAAAUAUUUUCUCUUUCGCUAUGACAUCAUUGAAUUAAAUAUCCUUAUUGAGGCAUUGGAAGGAAAAUUAAGUGCCAUAUACAGAUGGGCAAGAAUGGAUCUUGGACUUGCUCUGAGUUCUUAUGUGUCCCACGAGAAUAUACUGCCAAUUGGUAAAGAGACCUUGAGGAAAUCAACUGGUAUCAUGGAUGAGAUUUCUCAACUGAAACAGAGGAUAUCAGAAGCUGAAUCGGUUUUGAAGUGUAGAAAUGCAUCAUCGAUAGUUUGUAGUUCUUCUCGUGAAAAUGAGAUGGCAAACCAUAACUCUAAGCUCAAGAAAGAAGGAUUGAUUACUUUGCCUUCCAAUUUAAGAAAUCCUGUUUUGCAGUUGUCUCAAGAAGAUGCAAUAUAUGCUGUAACAACGGCUGCAGAGGAAUCGAGACUGAAGAAGCCUUCAAUCUUGAAACGUGAAAAUGUUAUACUUCUUAGCGAUGAUGAAGGCGAUGAACCUGAGAGGCCAGUUUUAGGAAAAGAAAGGGAAUCUUCUUCAGAGAAGCCUUUAGGGCUUUCUGAGAUGCUGGCAGUUUCUGAUGAUAAAGCAAGCCUAUGUAAUAAUCAUAAAGAUCCUAUCUUGACUACCCCUUCUAAUGACGCAGAAGUGAUGGGGACGUUACCUAAUGGAGAAAGGAAUAGUUUAUCUGAUUCUAUUCGCAUGAAAGAUAGAGAUUAUGGAAGUAGUGAACCCUUUCGAGGAUCAAAUCCACCAAGCAUGUCUUGUCAUGUGAAUUCUAGUGGUGCAGAUUUAGGAAGGAAAACUCAAGACUGCUCAACUAUGAGAGAGACCAGUGAACAUGAUGUGGCAAAUUGUGGGAGUUAUCCUCAGAAUCUACAACCAUAUGGCAGUGGAUUGCCUAACAAUGACAAUAAACAUGAAAAGAUGGGAUUGAAUGCAGCCUCAAAUAUAGUGGAUAAUAUAAGAACUAUUGCCGGAAACCCAUCUUGCACCGUGAACAGUUUGGACAGAUAUUUCCGCCAAAAGGGUCCUCGCAUUGCCAAGGUCGUGCGGAGGAUCAACUGCACUGUUGAACCUCUGGAAUUUGGAGUUGUGUUUUCUGGGAAGUUUUGGUGUAACAGCCAGGCCAUUUUCCCCAAGGGAUUUAGGAGCCGAGUUAAGUACAUAAAUGUAUUAGAUCCAGCAAAUAUGUGUUACUAUGUCUCAGAAGUUCUUGAUGCAGGAAGGGACGGACCUCUCUUUAUGGUUUCAUUGGAGCAAUGUCCAAAAGAGGUGUUUAUUCACAUCUCUGCUUCAAGAUGCUGGGAAAUGGUGAGAGAUAGAGUGAAUCAAGAGAUCACAAAGCAACAUAAACUGGGAAUGGCAGACCUUCCCCCUUUACAGCCACCUGGGAGUCUUGACGGUUUUGAAAUGUUUGGGUUUACUUCACCACAAAUUGUGCAGGCCAUAGAAGCAAUGGAUCGAAGUCGAGUCUGUACCGAGUACUGGGACUCCCGGCCCUACUCCCGGCCUCAGGAACAGAUUCCACAAACUUCUCAAUACAAAGUGUCUGGCAAAACCUUCCAUUCAAUGUCCGAGGAAAAGUAUAAUCAGGUGGCCCCUGGAAAUUCUAGCUUGCCCAGGAGAGUUGAUUCAAUGCUGAGGGGGCUAUUUAAAAAGGCGAGCCAAGAAGAAUUGAACACACUGCAUGGCAUUUUAAGUUAUAAUGACUCAACAGCCGAUCGAGGUUUAGUGACUCAACUUCUCAGUGAAGAGAUUCACAAUCGUCCUAGAUGAUUCAUUAUUUGGUCUGAUGAGGAUUUGAGAGAUCAAAUAUCCUAUGACAGUUUUUUGACUGUAAAUUCGGUUCCUGCUCCCAGGUUGCAGGUAUUUUGUACUCAACCUGAUCGUUCUUUAACCAAGAAGUUAACAUGAAGAAAAGAAAAGAAAAGGAAAAUAAGAAAAA
Molecule: messenger RNA, 4568 nt
Organism: Carya illinoinensis
Lineage: Eukaryota; Viridiplantae; Streptophyta; Magnoliopsida; Fagales; Juglandaceae
Product: putative lysine-specific demethylase JMJ16
Exons: 13
Coding region: 671-4399 (1242 amino acids)
Biological process (GO): chromatin remodeling
Cellular component (GO): nucleus
Molecular function (GO): histone H3K4me/H3K4me2/H3K4me3 demethylase activity
Source: RefSeq, a predicted model, not a curated record